Messenger RNA from Gaeumannomyces tritici R3-111a-1, 1032 nucleotides. RefSeq lists its product as hypothetical. The transcript has 4 exons. The record is from RefSeq and is a predicted model, not a curated record. NCBI's taxonomy places the organism in Eukaryota, Fungi, Ascomycota, Sordariomycetes, Magnaporthales, Magnaporthaceae. Bases 307 to 1032 code for a protein of 241 amino acids.
CAACAAAGACCAUCUUAGCUCGCAGUAAGCAAUCUCCUCUUUUGCCUUCAACGACCAGCCUUUCGUCGCUUUGAAACUCGCCAAAGCAACGAGAUCUCCUGCCCAGCCCCCUCAUGCCCAUCUGCCUCUCAUACUACCCGUUAUAAAAAAUCCAGCAGUCCAAGCCAUAUCCUUCCCAGUUGCCACUUCGCACGUCGCUAUAUAUCUCCCUGGGAGUCAAGGCUCCUCGAGAAAGCCCUGUCGUCCCUUGCCAUUAUCACCUUUGGUGGCCCCGAAGAUUGGGCAAACCGCGCCGACUCUAGCACAAUGGGGCCUAAUGAGAGGUCCGUACAAUCCUCGGAGCCCGAGGAUGUCAUCGUCCUGGGCUGCCAAACGCCCGCUGAGCAUCCCGCGAUGCUAGCGAAGCCGCGCCGACGACGACGGGCUCGGAAGGGUCGGUGCUCGGCGCCGCCGCUUGGUCAUGAUGGCCAAGCACAGGCACAAGACCAAGACCAAGACCAAGCCCAAGGCCAGGGCUCGGGCCCCAGCGAGGGGCCACUCCGAAGGCAGCCCGGUGCACAAGAAAAGAACCGAACCUGGGAGGGACGGCCGCCGAUUGGCUGUCCCGACGUACAGGGCUUCUGGGGGUCCCGGCUGCUCGCCGCACUCCUCGCCAGUGCUCCGGGUCUGAAGUUGGACUCGGGCUUGCGGUCAAGGGAAAGAAGAAUCAGCUCAGCACUCUCGACGAAUAUCACCACCGAGCACUACUCCAUCUGCAAUGGCACCUUCCAACUUCAAGACGUACGAGGCGCAGCCCCGGCUGCUCGCUGCCGUUCUCGCCAAUGCCCCAGGCUUGAGGUUAGACCCGAGCUUGCGACCAAGGGAAGGAAGAAUCACGUCAGCAAUGGGAGUGUCCCGCCACUAGCUUGGUCGUCGCGGUCAUUGAAGUAUGGUAAUUUGGCUUGGCUUUCUUUGUUGCUUGUGGUCAAGUUUCUUUCGCGCUUCCGUCUGGCUUCCUCUGGUGUCUCGGCUAGGUCUCCUUUGGUGCUUUAG